Linum trigynum is the source of this 3278-nucleotide messenger RNA. The record is from the annotation of a GenBank genome assembly. NCBI's taxonomy places the organism in Eukaryota, Viridiplantae, Streptophyta, Magnoliopsida, Malpighiales, Linaceae.
CGCUCACAAUCACAUAAAGCUAAAGAAGAAGAAGAAAACCCACUUCCAAAAAUGCUUUCUCCUCCCCGCUCCGAUCAUACCCCCAAAACAGUGAAUACUCUGUUUUCUUCAUCCUCCCUGCAUAUGCAGAGGCAAAAAACCCGCAUUGACAACUUUUUCAGGGACCAGAACCCAAAAACCCAACCAGAGCAAGGUUCUUCCAUCGGAGAUAUAAUCAAACUUGCCGCGGAAAAGUUCAUAGAUUCUUCUACGGAACCCACCGACCCACCAACCGGAAACUCCGACGACGACGACGUGGAACUCAUAUACCAGCUAUUGCGUGCCGCCGAUGAAUUGGAUCACAAGCAGUACGAGCAAGCGACCCACUUCCUCAAUCUCUGUGAUUUUUCGUCUUCCCAGACUGGGAAUCUCGCUCAGAGGAUCACCCACUACUUCGUCCAAGCUCUUCGCGAAAAGCUCCGUAACGAAACUGGCAGCGGAACCCAUCCUGUAGCCGAUCUCAUGAAAAAAUUCCAACGAUUGAACGUCGAGGAAACAAUGACUGCUGCAUCCCCUCUAGUCGCGGUCUUGCACGAGAAAAUCCCCUUCUUCCAAGUCGGUCAGCUAGCCGGAGUUCAAGCAAUCGUGGAAAGCGUAGAGAAGGCCAAAAUGAUUCACAUAAUCGACCUCAGAAUCAGAAACGGGAUGCAAUGGACGGCCCUGAUGCAGGCUUUAUCCACCACCGGCGAAGGGAAACGACGCCGUUGGGGUGCUCCAGAGAUUCUGAAAAUCACAGCCAUCGUCACGGUGUCGGAAAAUUUGAUCCGGAGAACAGGGGAAAGGCUAGCAAAGUUCGCCGAGUCGAUGGAGAUACCCUUCGAAUUUCACUCCAUAGUGGUAUCAAGCUUGACCGAAAUCGACGAGGCGCAAUUCGACCUCGAUCCCCGAGAAACCGUAGCUGUUUUCAGUGAGUACGCAUUACAGGGUCUGGUUUCAGAGCCGAAUGAAUUGGAAGCACUGAUGAGAGUUGUAAAGAAAAUCAGUCCGAGCAUAAUGGUGGUGCUUGAAUCAGAGGUGAACCUCAAUUCCUCCAACUUCGCUCGCCGGUUCGUCGAAGUUCUGUUCCACUAUGGGGCAUACUUCGAUUGUCUCGAUGCUUGCUUGGAAUCAUCGUGCGAUGAUGAUGGUGGUGGCGGGUGUGGCUACAGGGAUUUGAUUGAGUCGAUGUUCCUGAACAAGGUGACGGAGCAUUUGGUGAAGGAAGGGGAAGAAAGGCCGAGGGUCGUGACGAUUGAAGUGUGGAGGAAGUUCUUUGGGCGGUUUUUGAUGUGGGAAAUGGGGUUGAGCUCGUCGGCGAUGGAGACCGUGAAUCUGUUGCUGGGGAGGUUUGUGGGCGGCAAGUGUUGUACGUUGGACAUGGAUGAGAGGAGUUUGGUUGUUGGAUGGAAAGGGACGCCUAUUUUCUCGAUUUCCACUUGGAAGUUCCUCCAUUGAAACUGGUGUUUGAAGAUGGAAAGCUUUGUGGAGUGGAGUUGAAUAGAGAAGAAACAAUACAGAACUUGAAGAAGAAAGAGUUGCAGAGCAUAACUUCAGCAGACUUGAUGAAGGAUGUUGGGAUUGAAGGGCGAAACAUUUCGUUUCUUCUCCUUGAAACUUUAUAUCAAUCGCUGUUUGUCAUUUGCAGACCACUCUUGGCAGUGGACCCAGAAAUUUUUUAUAAGGUGUCAUAUUUUAAAAAAUAAAAAUAAUUAAUAAAAUAAAAUCAUAAAUAUGAAAAUACCUUACUCGUAAGUCCAUGAUGUGUUUUCAUAUUCGGAAAUAAUUGUAUAAUACACUUGGUGUCUAUAGUGUUAAAAAAAUUGUCUCUAUAUACCCUACUAGACAAUCAUUCACGAACUUAUCGCAUAUUCAAUUUGUAAACUUGUUCUUGAUGUAACCCAAAGCUGAAAGACUCUUUCAACACUUGUCGUACAAUCAUAAAAUCAAUACAAAUUAAGGGCAGCUUGAAAUUAGUUUAAUUGUUAGGUUUUUAAAUAAUUAGAGAUAGGGAAUGACAUUUUACUAUUACACAUUGUUCGAACAACAAAUGAGUUGUAGCUCAACGAAAAUUAAGUUUAUUAAUAAUAAUAGUUUUCUAGAUUUGAAUUACCCAACCUACCACUUAUAUUUCUAUACACAAAUGACAGUAGGAUAAUCAUUUUUUCAUAUUUUAGUGGUGUCCCUCACUAUCGAUUAUACUUUUUUUGUUCAUACGUAAAAUACUACCAGGAGUUGGAUAAUCGUUUUCCCAAAAUUUAAGGGUAUCCCGGGACACCCCUAAAACCCCCCGGGUCCGUCCCUGACUCUUGGUAAGCCAUCGAUCUGGUACUUACUAUUGCACUACACUUAAUCUUGAAGGAGUGUAAGUAGGCCAAGGUUUCCUAACUUGUAUCACUUUGUCCUUUUUCUCCAUCUUCUUCUCAUACCUUCCAAAUAGGGGUGGACGUUCGGUCGGUUUGGUUUGAAUCGAACCAAACAAGAAAGUAUCGAUGUUCCGAAGACAGUUUCACCCCAAUCAAAUUCGAACCGAGCUAUAAUUCGGUUCAGUUCAACCGAAUUAUAGAUCCGUUCAGUUCGAUUUUUCUGCCCAAAACCGAAAUGUGCCUGCUGUGUGUAUUUUGUGUUGCUGCUCAUCUAUUUCUGCUGGCCGCUCGGCAACAUUGGCCAAAAGAGGGUUGCUGAUAUUUUUCUAUUUGCUCGAUUUCCGACUGAUGGAGGACGUCAUGUCGAUUUUCGUGGCCUUUGAUUGGGGCUUUGGAUUUUGGACUUCGGAGAGACUUGGAGUGUAGAAGGCCACCAGUGGUGGCAGCCGGAGGGAGAGUCAGUGGCGGCCAGGGGGAGACUCGCUCUCGGGACUCGGAAACUCAGUGGGUGGCUGGGCGGGAGGCGGCGACUGGUGGUGAGGGCGAUGAUUGCGUCGAGAGGGAGAGGCCGUAAGGGACUAGUCGUUGUCUCGUCGAGGUCGGGGAGACACCGAGAACGACGCAACCUCGCAGGUCCGGCUGUCGGCGUCGAGCAGUGGAGGAGUAGUUGUCAGGGAUGUCAAUUUUGCCCAUAACCAUGGGUUUUUAACUAUCCAACCCAAUUGGGUUGGGUAUGAAAUCCAAAUAUGUGGAUAUGGGUAGAGAUUGAUGGGUUUGUACCCAUACCCAUUUACUUUGGGUUGGGUUGGGUUUAUAACAAAUGGAUUUGGGUUUGUACCCAUGCCCAAAUACAAAUUACAUUUUGGUACCUAAACUUAAUAGAUAUGCAUAUUUCGU